This is a messenger RNA of Sordaria macrospora k-hell, 234 nucleotides long. RefSeq lists its product as uncharacterized. The record is from RefSeq and is a predicted model, not a curated record. Lineage: Eukaryota; Fungi; Ascomycota; Sordariomycetes; Sordariales; Sordariaceae.
AUGUUUCCCACUCCCGCUUCCCGCAUCGCCCUCAGCAGCGGCGGCGGCGUCCCUUCCGGCGGCGCCUCUUCUUUUCGCCACCCCCGCCUAGCAAUCUUCACCCUCGCCCUCGCCGGCGUCGGCGCCACCUUCAAGUACGUGUCGACGACGAUCCGCAACAACGAGCUGGCGCAGAAAAGCUCGCCUGGCUCGCAGUUUUAUGUGAGCGUCGAUAGGAGUGGUGGAGGGAUUUGA